Molecule: messenger RNA, 840 nt
Organism: Drosophila rhopaloa
Lineage: Eukaryota; Metazoa; Arthropoda; Insecta; Diptera; Drosophilidae
Exons: 1
Coding region: 1-840 (279 amino acids)
Biological process (GO): DNA integration
Molecular function (GO): nucleic acid binding
Source: RefSeq, a predicted model, not a curated record
AUGGUCACCUCGGCCAUCCACCUGGAACUUGCCACAGAUUUGACGACAGAGACCUUCUUGGAUGCCUUGCGGCGCUUUAUAUCGGUACGUGGCAAGUGCAGUAAGAUCUACAGUGACAAUGGCACAAACUUUAUUGGAGCCAAGCGAUCCCUCGACGAGAUGCAAGAAUUGCUUUCUUCACAGGCACACAAGGACACCGUGUCUAGCACACUAGCGGAUGAUGGUAUCCAAUGGGUACUAAUUCCCCCGAGAGCCCCUCACUGGGGAGGGAUAUGGGAGUCGGCAGUUCGUUGUGUCAAGCUGCAUCUUCGCAGAAUUACCGGAAACUCAACGCUCACCUUUGAGCAGAUGCGCACACUUCUUGCUCAAAUAAGGGCAGUGAUAAAUUCACACCCCUUGUGCUACACACCGGAUACGGAAACCAACUACUUAUCACCCGCUCACUUCUUAAUUGGGCGACCAUUAACAACAGUGCCAGAUCCCGAUUUGAGUCACAUCCCAGUGGGUCGAUUAGGAUACUGGCAAAGCAUCCAGUCUAUGCUUCAAGGAUUCUGGAGAAAAUGGCAUCAGGAGUAUCUGACUACUCUGCAGCAACGUCCAAAAUGGACUACUUCAACACCCAACAUCUCGACCGGUGAUGUUGUGCUCGUAAAAGAGUCCAAUUCACCACCGGCAUCUUGGCACAUCGCUCGGGUUAUGGAAACCUAUCCAGGGAAGGACAACCUCGUUAGAGCAGUCAAAUUGAAGACCCCGACAGGAGAGAUGAUCAGACCCAUCACGAAAGUUGCUGUAUUGCCCCAUUCAGAAACUGUGUUUCAGGGCGGGCCGGGAUGUUCGUGA